AUUAUUCUUAAACUUUGUGUUGAUCAAUUCUGUGAUAAUUGUGUUAAAUUACCAUUCACUGUUUCCACUACACUGAUCAUCAUUCAUAUAAACAAUCAACAUAAUCUUAAUGUUUAGUAGAAAAGAACAACUCAUCCAGAAAACAGGCGAGGAUGGUGUGGGUCGCUAUGAAUUUUUAAAACAGCUUAUUAACGAAUUUACCACCACCAAGGCAUAUGACUCAAAGAAGCAAACUCUAGCAAACUUAGCCAAUUUUGCAUAUGAUCCUAUUAAUUAUGAAUUCAUAAAGCAGCUCCAUAUAAUAGAUUUAUUUCUGGCGCAAUUAUCUGAAAAUGCAGAUGAUCUGAUACAUUUUGCAUUAGCUGGACUUUGUAAUAUCUGCUGCGAUCCUGAAAGUCGUGAGCAUAUCAUAGGACUCAACGGAAUUUAUUUAGUAUCUCAAUAUUUGGACCAUACUAAUGAAGAAAUAGCCUUAAAUGCCCUCACCACACUAUUUUACCUUCUAGAGUCUGAAUCUGCAACCUUACCAGAACACUUUCAAUCUAAACUUAUUAAAUACGAAAACCACAAGAACGUUAGAUUUCAGAAUCUUGCAAAAAUAAUUCUUGAAACUUACUUUAACAAAAAUAACAAACAUGAGUAAGAAUUUAUUAAUUCGAAAAAUUCAUUCACUGAAAACCUUUACCAUUGGCGAACUAGCUUCUCUAAAAAAGAAGAUAACUGCAAAAGAUAUUGAAACAUUCAAAGAACUAAGCGGCGAUACGAACCCCGUACAUUCAUCCAUCGACGGACAGAGAGCGCUAGUGCACGGGGCGUACUUAAAUUCCUUAGUUUCAUGCGUGAUGGGUACUAAACUUCCUGGUCCAGGAACCUUGGUCGUAAAGCAGACUUUGAACUUUCCGAACAAAUGUUACGUGGACGAUAUUGUUACCGUGACUGUUCGAAUUCUUGACGUCCGUAAAAUUGUUAAGGUAGCGUUCAUAUGUGAGGUUGAAGCGGAAAAUAAGACUGUACUAUUCGGCGAUGCUCAAUUAGUUUUGGAUAAGGGGAAUCGGACAGGACAGAAUUGAAAUUAGUUUUAAGAAUAAUAAUAUUAGAAAGCGAUGUUUUGAACUUUUGAAGUACCUAUGUAAAGACAUUUUAUAAAGGCUAUAGUGUCUCUAAGAAAAGGAAAAUCUGCUUGGGUUUGAGCAGAUGGCAGAUGGCAUCGAGGAAAAUGUGAUAAUAGGCGCUUGAAAUAAGUAUAGCAUAUAAGGGGUAUAAUAAAAUCUCAGUUGGAAGGUCGCAAUUUACAUCUGUCUCUGGUUUCAGUUUUUCACUAUUAUCAUUGUAUACUAUUAUGUACCUAUUACUUGUAAAAAAAUGCUUUCUGUAAAGUGUAAGAAUAGAGGUGUUUUCUCGGGUCUCAAAUGUUUUAAAAUGUUUCAACUGGAUUAAAACAUUGUCACAUGACGUCAUAACUUCUCGGCAAGGGAAACUGGUCUCAAAACAUAGAUUAGAUUGUAUUUCGAAACGGUUUGAACCAAUUUUGAUGUACGUCAUGGGUUGAUCGCGAUAAUAUACUGUUUCAAACCUGUUUUGAACCAGUUCCAAAAAAGUUAACGCGAGAAAACAGCUCUUGUCUUUCAAAAUAAUCAGUAAAGUUUUGUGAUGGAAAUUUUUUUGUUUUUGAUUCCAGUUUUAUCAGGAUGCAAGAUUUUCGACCGUUCAGGAUGUCUAUUCUCGAAGCGGAGGAACAGCGUUCUCACGAGAACGAUUGCUCUGUCUUUGUCAGUGAAAUAUAAACAUGGGUGACUAGUACAGAACCUUCGUUCUCAUGGGAAUGCUGCUCGCCUGUUUCGAGAAUAAGGGCCCAGAAGUCAUAUUUGAAAUGAAAUGGAAUUUAUAGAUUAUAUUGAAAUGUAAUCCGUGGCUACUUUAUUGUUGGACUGAAGGCGAAAUAUUUUCUCAAGCUCAGUAAGAUACUCUGGCUUCAUAGGAUUUAGGAGAAGAUCUGGCAAAAACGAAUAUGUUUAUAUAAUAACACAGACACAGGUUAAAAAAGUUUUAGGUACCUACACGACCAAGUGUCUGUCGUAGUCGAGACGUUUUAUUAAAGUUACUGAGAACGUCUAAUAGUUAUUUUAUGGAACAUAGCUGCUAGUUUCUAAUUUGUAAAAGGAAGUUAAAAUUAAUAUGUAGUAUCAGUAUUAUGUUCUUCUUUGUCAACAGAGGCCGCAUGACUUCCGCUGUUACCAAUCUUACAAAUGAAUUAAUUAAAUGAAUCUUGCGAUUAAAUAAAUCGUGAUAUCAAUACUACCUUUCUUCCAAGGUACUUUCAAGAUACCAAAAUCA
Molecule: messenger RNA, 2334 nt
Organism: Ceutorhynchus assimilis (cabbage seed weevil)
Lineage: Eukaryota; Metazoa; Arthropoda; Insecta; Coleoptera; Curculionidae
Source: the annotation of a GenBank genome assembly